Panicum virgatum (switchgrass) is the source of this 2895-nucleotide messenger RNA. Its product is annotated as ATP-dependent DNA helicase DDM1-like. Gene Ontology annotation, cellular component: nucleus. Gene Ontology annotation, molecular function: ATP-dependent chromatin remodeler activity; ATP binding; DNA binding. The record is from RefSeq and is a predicted model, not a curated record. The transcript has 14 exons. Bases 150 to 2564 code for a protein of 804 amino acids. NCBI's taxonomy places the organism in Eukaryota, Viridiplantae, Streptophyta, Magnoliopsida, Poales, Poaceae.
UCCCCCCCACCGGGUGUCUCGCGCUCGGACAGUCCCCCUCCUGGCUCGGUCGCUCGCUCUCCCUCCCUCCACGCGGGAGGGCGGCGACGAGGCAACGCCGUAUGUGAGUGAGGUCUCUUGUUUGUUCCCAGAACAAGUGGCUGCUGAGAAUGGGGACGCUUUCCUUGUCCAACGCUAACUCCAUCACCACAAACAAUUGGGAACCUUCCCCUGCCACUGAGCCAAUUAAGCAAGAGGGGAGAGCCGAUGAUUUUGUGGAUGCAAUCUUGUCUCUGCCUGUCAAGUUCGAGGCCAACAGCAGUGUCUCACUCCGUGUCGUUAAGGAGGAGGAAGAGCAGCUAUUGGAGCCUGUGAAAGAUGAGAAGGCUGAUGAUUUACUCGGUGCAAGUUCAUCUAUACCAAUUGACCUGGAGGCCAAGAACGGCGAUGCAUCCCUCAUCACGGAAGUGAUGAAAAAGGAAGAAGAGCAGCUUGAGAAGGCCAGGCUUCAGGCAGAGGAGGAAGCCAGGAAAAGGGAAGAAGCUGCAAGACUUGCUUUUGAUCCUGAGACACGGUAUAACAAGUUAGAUGAGCUUCUAUCGAAGACGCAACUCUUUUCAGAGUUCCUACUUGAGAACAUGGAUAAAAUCGCCGAUGAAAGUGUUGAAACUCCAGCUGAAGAGUCACAGGUAGAAGAGAAGAAGAAAGGGCGUGGCCGAAAGAGGAAAGCAAAGCCACAAUAUAAUGAUAAGAAGGCUAAGACGGCAGUGGCAGCCAUGCUUACAAGAUCUCGCGAGGAUCGCCUUGCGGAGGAUUGUACUCUUUCGGAAGAAGAAAGGUGGGAAAAGGAGCAGGCCAAUCUUGUGCCAUUAAUGACUGGUGGGAAGUUGAAGUCAUACCAGAUAAAGGGUGUGAAGUGGCUUAUAUCAUUGUGGCAGAAUGGGUUAAAUGGGAUACUUGCUGAUCAAAUGGGACUUGGGAAAACAAUACAGACAAUUGGAUUUCUUGCUCAUCUGAAAGGGAAGGGCAUGCAUGGUCCAUACUUGAUAAUCGCUCCUUUGUCCACUCUCUCAAACUGGGUGAAUGAAAUCUCAAGGUUUACUCCAUCUCUGGCUAGUAUCAUUUAUCAUGGAGAUAAGGUGGCCCGGGCAGAGAUAAGAAGAAAAUUUAUGCCCAAAACUGUUGGCCCUGAUUUUCCAAUAGUUGUGACUUCAUACGAGAUGGCCAUGUCGGAUGCUAAAUUUCUUGCUGUACAUAAGUGGAAGUAUGUUGUUGUGGAUGAGGGUCAUCGGUUGAAAAAUUCUAAGUGUAAAUUAUUGAGGGAGAUAAAGCGCAUCCCAAUGGAUAAUAAGCUCCUUUUGACUGGGACACCCCUGCAGAAUAAUCUAGCAGAACUGUGGUCACUAUUGAACUUCAUUUUGCCUGAUAUAUUCUCAUCACAUCAGGAAUUUGAGUCAUGGUUUGAUUUUUCUGGGAAAGGGAAUGAAGAAAAACAAGAAGAAACUGAAGAGAAGAGAAGGGUUCAUGUUGUUUCAAAGCUUCAUGCCAUUUUGCGUCCGUUCCUUCUAAGGCGGAUGAAGGAGGAUGUGGAACAGAUGCUUCCACGAAAGAAAGAGAUAAUCAUUUAUGCCAAUAUGACUGAACAUCAGAAGCAGAUCCAGGAUCACUUGGUUGAAAAAACAUUUGACAACUACUUGCAUGAGGAAUCAGAUAUUGUAUUGAAGAGACCUGGCAUAAAGUCGAAGUUGCAUAAUCUAGUAAUUCAACUGAGGAAGAAUUGCAACCAUCCUGAUCUUUUGGAAUCUCCAUUUGAAUCAACAGGUUUAUAUCCACCUGUUGAAAAGAUUUUGGAACAAUGUGGCAAAUUCCAACUUUUUGACAGGUUGCUAAAUUUCCUGCUCGCACAAAAGCACAAGGUUCUAGUAUUUUCACAAUGGACAAAAGUGUUGGACAUUAUUGAGUAUUACCUAGAUUCAAAAGGCCUUGAGGUUUGCCGAAUUGAUGGUAGCGUUAAAUUGGAAGAAAGGAAAAGGCAGAUAGCAGAAUUCAAUGACUUGAAUAGCAGUAUGAAUAUCUUCCUCCUGAGCACGAGGGCUGGUGGACUUGGCAUCAACCUUGCUUCUGCUGAUACCUGUAUCCUCUAUGACAGCGACUGGAAUCCUCAGAUGGAUUUGCAGGCUAUGGAUCGAUGCCACCGGAUUGGCCAAACACGCCCGGUGCAUGUAUAUAGGCUGGCUACUUCACAUUCUGUUGAGGGACGGAUCAUUAAGAGAGCUUUUGCGAAGUUGAAGCUAGAGCAUGUGGUGAUCGGCAAGGGACACUUCGAACAAGACAGAGAGAAGCCUAAUGCCUUAGACGAGGCCGAGCUGCUGGCGCUGCUGAGGGACGAGCAGGCCGAUGAAGACAAGCUGGUACAGACCGACAUCAGCGACGAGGACCUCUUGAAGCUGAUGAACCGGAGCGACCUCCCCGGCCCACCUGGUGCUGCCGACGCGACGCCUCUGAUCCCUCUGAAGGGCCCUGGCUGGGAGGUUGUCGUACCGACAAAGAGCGGCGGUGGCAUGCUCUGCUCGCUCACGAGCUGAGCAGUUGACAAAGAGCCGCGCUAAUCAGGCUAUGUUUUGGAUGUGUGGCUGUUUCAACUGCGCGUUUGCGCCUGCAUUAGUAGAUUAGGCCAUGUAAAUAGCCCUUGCAAGCUGCGCUCUGAUCUGUGCUCUGCUGUUGUGAUGCUGCAUUUUGUUUGUGGUCUAAGUUCAGCAACAGCAGCUGCAGCAACUCUAGACUACUGUUAGUCCGCGCAGAGCGGGUUGCUUUGCCUGGGUAUGCUUAGUAUCGGUAUGGGUUCUGCUUCGACUAUCCAUCUGUAAUGCCGUAUAUAACUCCUCUGCUGUUUGAAGGCAUAUAGUAUAGUUAGUA